Molecule: messenger RNA, 726 nt
Organism: Ostreococcus lucimarinus CCE9901
Lineage: Eukaryota; Viridiplantae; Chlorophyta; Mamiellophyceae; Mamiellales; Bathycoccaceae
Product: ABC(ABCG) family transporter: White protein-like protein (ABCG)
Exons: 1
Molecular function (GO): ATP hydrolysis activity; ABC-type transporter activity; ATP binding
Source: RefSeq, a predicted model, not a curated record
AAGGAAAUCUUGCAUGGAAUCAGCGGUCAAGUGUGUUCGGGAGAAGUGCUGGCGAUUUUGGGGCCCUCGGGCGCCGGGAAAACGUGUCUCAUCGACCUUCUCACGCUCGAGGGUAAGGGCGGAACGUACACCGGAGACGUUCGAUUGAACGGCAUUCCGAUCACCCCCGAGCUUUUCACCAAGCACUGCUCGACCGUGCCCCAAGUCGAUCGUUUGUGGGCGUUUCUCACCGUCGAAGAAACGCUGACGUUUGCGGCUGAUUUAUUGUUGAAAUCUUCCGCGGAAGAGAAGAAGCAACGCGUGGACGCCAUCAUCAACACGGUCGGUUUGGCGUCUUCGAGACAUACGAAGUGCGGUAAUCAGUUCUUGAAAGGCCUGUCUGGUGGUCAGAAGCGCCGCUUGUCGCUCGCCAUCGCCCUCGUGAGCUCGCCGUCGGUGUUGUUCCUCGACGAACCGACGUCGGGCUUGGACGCCGCGGCGGCGGCUUCGAUCAUGGCCUUCUUAAAGGAGCUCGCGCAAGCGGCAAACAUUGCCAUUUGCUGCACCAUUCACCAACCGUCGAGCGCGGUGUUUCAUGGUUUCGAUCGAAUUAUGCUCUUAAGUAAGGGACGCGUGGCUUACCUCGGGCCGGCGAGCAAGACGGAGUCGUACUUUGCGAACAUCGGCCACCCAGUUUCGCCGGGAGACGCCAUCGCUGAGCACAUGCUAAACGUCGUGAACUCGGAG